CCACAAGAUCACCACUCAAACCAAUAUUACAAAAGGAUGAAGUUACACAUUUACAACUCAUCCCUCCAAACCCCCCUUCACCUCCACCUUUUACUACCACCGGAAAGUAUGGCCGCCGUCACACAAGCUUCCGUUGCAGUUUUCCGGCCAUGUGCCUCCCGGACCAGAUUCUUGACUGGAUCAUCAGGGAAGUUGAACAGAGAAUUUUCAGUCAAACCGGCCAACACCUAUUCAUCUGGUUCGUUCAAGGUUGAAGCGAAAAAGGGAGAGUGGCUACCCGGGUUAGCCUCACCCGGUUACCUUGACGGAAGUCUUCCAGGUGACAACGGGUUUGACCCAUUGGGACUAGCGGAAGACCCAGAGAACCUAAAGUGGUUCGUCCAAGCCGAGCUAGUAAACGGGCGGUGGGCCAUGUUGGGUGUCGCCGGAAUGUUGCUGCCUGAGGUUUUCACAAGCAUGGGGAUACUGAAUGUCCCCAAGUGGUAUGACGCUGGAAAAUCCGAAUAUUUCGCAUCGUCGUCAACCCUGUUCGUGAUCGAGUUCAUCCUGUUCCACUAUGUCGAGAUCAGAAGAUGGCAAGACAUCAAGAACCCGGGAAGUGUUAACCAAGAUCCGAUAUUUAAAAACUACAGUUUGCCUCCAAAUGAAGUCGGGUACCCGGGUGGCAUAUUCAACCCACUUAACUUUGCACCCACAGCUGAGGCCAAAGAGAAGGAGCUUGCCAACGGGAGACUGGCUAUGUUGGCGUUCUUGGGGUUCAUCGUUCAGCACAAUGUGACCGGAAAAGGGCCAUUCGACAACCUAUUGCAACACCUGUCAGACCCAUGGCACAACACCAUAGUCCAAACUAUGUCAGGGAACUAAGAAAUCUUGAAAAUAGAAGAGAAAGAAAGAUUAUGUUGUGAACCAUGGGCUGUGUGACCCAGAGACCAUGAUCUAAGCUUUGUUUUGUUAAUGUACAGUGGAAUAUGAGAUGUUAAUUCAUGAUUUAUUUCAACUUAUUGCCACCUGUCAUUAUAAA
Molecule: messenger RNA, 1021 nt
Organism: Helianthus annuus (common sunflower)
Lineage: Eukaryota; Viridiplantae; Streptophyta; Magnoliopsida; Asterales; Asteraceae
Product: chlorophyll a-b binding protein P4, chloroplastic
Exons: 3
Coding region: 37-864 (275 amino acids)
Biological process (GO): photosynthesis, light harvesting in photosystem I; response to light stimulus
Cellular component (GO): membrane
Source: RefSeq, a predicted model, not a curated record